Messenger RNA from Scleropages formosus (Asian bonytongue), 6146 nucleotides. It is a transcript of the gene lrp3, whose product is annotated as low density lipoprotein receptor-related protein 3. The transcript has 6 exons. Gene Ontology annotation, cellular component: plasma membrane. Lineage: Eukaryota; Metazoa; Chordata; Actinopteri; Osteoglossiformes; Osteoglossidae. The record is from RefSeq and is a predicted model, not a curated record. Gene Ontology annotation, molecular function: protein binding. Bases 122 to 2593 code for a protein of 823 amino acids.
GGGCGGCGGUGUGUGGGAGCCGGAGCCCCGGGGACGCGGCGGGGACGCUGCGGCCCGCUGAGCGCGGACUGUCCCUCGGGAUGCCGCGGGAACCGAGUGCGCUGUGCGCGCUGCCGAAGUGAUGGAGCGGAGCGGAGCGCCGGUGCUGCUGCUGCUGCUGCUCGAGUGGAGCUGCGCUCGCUGCGCCGUCGUCGCCUGUGCCGCUGCCUGCAGUGGCAAGGUGGAGCUUCACACAGAGAGGAGAGGUGUGAUCUAUAGUCCCUCUUGGCCCCUGAACUACCCCCCUGGGCUCAACUGCAGCUGGAAUAUCCAGGGCGAGAAAGGCGAUGUCAUUACUAUCAGCUUCCGCAACUUUGACCUGGAGGAGUCCGGGAAGUGCUCGGGGGAUCGGCUGCUGCUGGGCCCCACAUGGAGGGACGAGUACCGAGUGUGCGGUGCCCUGCUGCCCCCGCCGUUCAUCUCCACCCACGGACGCGUGUGGCUCCACUUCCACUCCAGGGCAAACAGCUCAGGCCAGGCGCAGGGCUUCCGCCUCUCCUACAUCCGGGGCAAGCUGGGCCAGAGCAGCUGCCAGGGUGAUGAGUUCCUCUGCGGGAACGGCAAGUGUCUCCCUCGCGCCUGGAGGUGUAACGGUCUGGACGAGUGCGACGACGGGACGGACGAGAGGAGUUGCGCACCCCCGCCGACCGAGUCCCGACCCGGCCAGUGCCCCCCUGCCACGUUCCCUUGCGCGCAAGGCCAGUCCGUCCGCUGCCUGACGGAGACGCUGCGCUGCGACGGGGGCCGCGAUUGCGCCGACGGCUCCGACGAGGCCAACUGUCCCGACACCUCUUGCGGGAAGCGCUUGAGCAACUUUUACGGCUCCUUCGCGUCGCCGGACUUCUUCCGGCCGGCCCGUAGCGCGGAGGAGCUGCGCUGCUCCUGGAUGGUGGACACGCGGGACCCCAAGCGCAUCGUGCUCCAGCUGGACCUCUGGCUGGGCUCCGGCGACGCGGUGCACGUGUACGACGGGUUAGGGGAGCGCGCCGACCGCCUCCUGCGAACGCUCUCCUCCGGCGACAACCGACGGCCCGCGGUGGUGGAGUCGAGCCGCGGGCAGCUGACGGUUCUGUACCGCGCCGCCCCGCUCAGCGCGGGCCACGGCUUCAACGCCACCUACCAGGUGAAGGGCUACUGCUUCCCCGGCGAGCGACCCUGCGGCGAUGACCAGGGCUGCUUCUCCGAGCGCCAGCGCUGCGACGGCUACUGGCACUGCCCGUCCGGCCGGGACGAGGAGGACUGCCCCCUCUGCCAGGCCGGCGAGUACCCCUGCGAAGGCGCGAGCGGUGCUUGCUACGUGCUCUCCGAACGCUGCAACAACCAGAAGAAGUGCCCCGACGGCUCCGAUGAGAAGAACUGCUUCGACUGCCAGCCCGGCAACUUCCACUGCGGCACCAACUUGUGCAUCUUGGAGACGUGGCGCUGCGACGGGCAGGAGGACUGUCAGGACGGCAGCGACGAGCGCGACUGCCUGGUGGCCGUACCGCGCAAAGUGAUCACGGCGGCGCUCAUCGGCAGCCUCGUGUGCGGUCUGCUCCUCGUCAUAGCGCUGGGCUGCGCCUUCAAGCUCUACUCCUUGCGCACGCGCGAGUACAGAGCAUUUGAAACUCAGAUGACCCGGCUGGAAGCAGAAUUUGUGAGGAGAGAAGCACCGCCCUCAUAUGGUCAGCUGAUUGCCCAAGGCCUCAUUCCCCCAGUGGAGGAUUUCCCUGUCUACAACCCUUCUCAGGCCUCCAUGCUCCAGAACAUCCGCACAGCCAUGCGCAGACAGAUCCGGCGCCACUCAUCCCGCCGUGCCUCAUCGCGCCGCCGCCUGGGGCGCCUCUGGAGCCGCCUCUUUCAUCGAGGGACUCGUCUGCGGGGUCAAAUCCCGUUGCUCACACCCCCCGGUGCGGGUCGGCCCCCCCUCAGCACCGGUGGCAGUGCACACAGCUACCAGGCAGUUGGUUCAGGGGGCGGAGCAGCUGUUGCUGCGAGCUGGGCCCUGCCUGCUUGUUCCUCAGUGGGCCUGGCCCUGCAGGGGGAAGCCGGAACCGUGUACCAUCCCCCUACGGACUCGCCGUCUUCACCUCUGUCUCCACUCAGCCCCUCCUCGCCACCAUCCGCUUCAGACACUGUGGAAGAGGAGCUGUGCGCAAACUCUCCCAGACUUCCAGAACAAACUGGGAUCUGCAGUAGCCACCCUAACCCCAGAAUCCUCCACGUGGGGCAGGUGGACAUGGAGGGUUCUAGUAGAUAUCAUGAGCCCGGAAACAUGCCCGGCAGCUCGGCGUGUUCCCUGAGCCGCAGGGCGUCUCGCAAGUUGGUGCAGGGCUGGGCGGCUAACUUGCGCGGCGUAGCGGUGAGACGGUACUCUCCCCUGGGUACCCCACCCAGCACGGACUCCUCUGGUCCACCUGCUCACGGCGAGGGACACGUUCAGGGCGCCUCAGGGAUCCAGAAGGACGAUCAGACGUGCCAGUCUCAGGUGGUGGGACAAGCAGCAUCAGGACCCAGUGCAGGCAGGGCCUCCCCGAGCAGCGAUGAAGAUGAUGAGUCCCUCCUCCUUUGCUGAGCUUAGACAUCGAACCUCACACCGUCCUCAGUUCUUCACUUUAAGUUUCUAACCUUUACACUCACCUUCCCGCAGACUUGAAUCGACUUUAAUGCUGGUUUUGCGAAUCCAGUUACCUCGGGAAUGAUAUGGAUAUGGAGACGGUAUGUUGAACACUUGGCUCUACCAGAUUCUCUUGUCUCUCCUACUGUUCCUAUCACUCUCCUUCUUGACCCUCCAUAAUUUCACUGUCAUAUUAGUUUUGUGGGAAGGGUUGAUGGGCGUUGACAUGAAGUUAUUGGUCAUCAAGUCUCGUCACGCUCCUACAUUUGUACUCUUACAAACAGAAGUACUACUUCUACCUACUACGUUCACUGUUUUUUUUUUUGAGUUGAAGAGAGUAAAAAUGGGUACUGUAUACAUGAUACGGCAUCUGCGAUUUCACAACAACACAUUUCGGUCAUUUCCUUUGUCACUUGCUUUGCCAACACGCCACAUUUCUGUUCUCCCAACACUGCGUUAAAGGAAUGAAUCUGUUUGGCAAAAGGGACUGAUCUCACUUGGAAUUAAGGGAAUGGCAUUUGUUUAAUCCAGCCCACUACAUUUUGACUUUGGCUGGCUAAAUCUGUGUGCGUCUUAGUCGUGGUGUUUCAUGGUAGAGUAUGUUUUAGAGUAAAGGUUUGUGCCUUUUAAAGGAACAAACAUCUCAGGGAUUAGUACUGAGAGAAGAAAGCGAAUGAGGGAACCUCAUCGGAAGCUACAACUGGCUGAUGUCUUGGCUGGAAGCCGUUUUCAAGGUUACUGGUGAAAGCCCAGUCUAAUUGUAAUAUUUCGGCCUUGCUGGGGGAAUCAGUAGGACCUCCAGGUGGAGUGAUGCCGGGAACAUAAUGGUACAUCAUUAUGUCAUUGUGUAAAAGAAGAGCAUUUACGUUUUCACUCCUCCAUUUACUUUUUAGGUAAUUUUACUGGACCGUUGUGAAAUUCGUGUUUUUCCCCCAUUGAAGAGGCUUUAUAUUAUGUGCUGUCACCUUGUUGCCUCUUAUCAAACAUCGUUCAAAUGUAUGAGGGAAACGCAGAAGUCUCAAGCUCUUAUAAAUCAACAUUUGUGACCGUGUGUAUGUGACUGUACUUGUGUAUUUUUUUGUGCUUUUCACUGGAUCCCUUAUUUGUGUGAAAGAAGCAAUAAUUCCCUGCUUUCUUAGUGUAAAGGAAGUGUGCCGCCUCCUUGCCAGUCCAUCCACUGCUUCCUGAGAUGGGCUCAUGUUGUUCAUUUUAAAGCCUUCCCUAGAUGCUCCUCACAACUGAUGGCCCUUUAGCGCAUGCAGGCAGGUUCUUCAUGUGAUUGACUUGGAGGAUCAUCUUGAGAUGCACACAUGGCAGGCAGAGCAGCCAGAAAGUGAAGUUCUGAAUUGUGGGGAUACGUAAGAAUUUUACUUAUUUUGAAUGGAGAAAAAUAUGUCUUUGAGUGUGGAAAUUCAGUAGUGAUUGUUUUUCAGUAGGUCUGGUUGAAUGCUGUGUAGAUUCACUGGUUCUGAGCAGGGUAUUACUGAAUGCAGUUUUUCAUUCUUAUUAUUUUACAUUUUUGCAUGUUUAAAGGAUUCCUCAAGUCAUAUUCAUUACAUGGUGCCUCACAGUAAUAGUCACAUAAAUAUGUAAUAGAAAGUACUAAUCUUAGUAUUGCAUGAGUGUCAUGCAAGACUUGAAAUAACCUCAUGGGAAAUAUGCCCCAUAAAUUUAGAGCAGAACUCCAUUUGUCGGAAUAUUAAUCUCAAUAUAUCAACAAUGCACAAAGUAUUCAGAAAGUUUUGGAAAAAUACUCAAAUGUAUGAAUUUUUCCCACACAGCUCCAGCUGAUACUUUUUUCCAUUUUUUCCGUUAGUGAUGUCAGCCCAAUCUCUCUUGAUAAAGUUAAUGCCGGCUGGAGGUUGGGUAAUUCAAGGAAAUUCAGUUUUUAUUCUUGAGUCAAAUCAGAGUUGCUGUAAAUUGGAUGUUUGUCUUUUGUGAAUUAUCAAUCCUUCUGCUGGUAAGCAUCCCCACAUCAUGAUGCUGCCACCGCCAUACGUCAGCAAACAUGUUUUUUGAGUUAUGAGCAGUGUUUAGAGCCUUCCUCUGCCUUCAAUUUGUUUUAAUUUUCUUACCUUUCAUUCACAUUCACUGACAAGACUAGUGAUCCUUGAGUUUCAGGGCAUAAGGGAGUUUUAUUUGCUUUAGCCCAAUUUUUUUCACUCAUUUAAACUAGACCUAGCAGAGCAAUGUGUACUAAUGGAAUUAGGAACUAUCUGUUGUCAUUUUAAUGACUUGUUCAGUUUUUCCAGCUGUGUUUUGGGUGUAGUGGGUUAGUUAUAUUGACAUAACAAAUGUGUAUUCCUAUUUGAAAGAGAGAAAUCUUAAGCAAUGAAACACAAAAAGCAUCUGAAUACUUUUGCAAGUAAUUGUAGUGAAGUGUUACAUUUAAUCAGUUAUAACUCUUAAAAAGAUGUGACAGUGUUUUCAUUCCAGAUAUUAAAUCUGCACAUUUUUGGUCACAGCAGAUGCAGUUUGCUGUAAAAAACAGCCAUUGCUUAAGGUCAUAUUCCACUAAGUUUCUGUCCUUGGUUUCCAGGCAACAUUCCCACAGUCCGUUUGUUCAUCAGUACAACUCUUUUGCUUUCUCCGUUCUUUAUGAGGGUGAUGUCAAAUAUAGUUUGUUGAAAUUCCCCUUGUGUAAUUUAAUUAUGAUUUUUUAUUUAAUUUUUUUUUUGACAUUUUUGCUUUAUUUACCCAGCCAGAAUAUAAAUGCCCUUUCCACUUCAGAUGACGAAAGUGCACUUUCUUCUGAUUUAUAAGUUCUGAAACUGUGGAAAUGUGUGAUUUCACAUUGGAAACUUCAAAAUCAGAGCUGUUCAGAAACGUGGUUCAUGUUGUGUGGUUUGGCAGUUAAAUGCCAUGUGCUUGGAAGAGUAAACUGUGCUUUUGAUUUUCAUUAACAUAUUUAAACAAAAUUUGUUGAACCAUGAUGUGUGUAACAUUAUCAGUCCUCUUGUUUGUAGCAGCAGGAUCAUUUGCUCCGUUUUCAGAUAGUCUUGUUUGCCAAGCACUACUUUGUAAUCCUCUGUUAUUGCACACAGCAAUGUUCAAUGUUCAUAUGUCGUGGUUUAGUUUUGUUGGCUCAUUUGUGAACAAAAAUCCACACGUUACAUCUUUAUUUUAGAGAUGUAACGUAACACAUGUAUCAUAUAACAUGAAAACUGGAAACAAACGUGAGGACUCUUGAAUGUGUUUGAAUUUAAUGUCUGCGUAAGAGAUUGUCCAGGUGUCAUGAGGAGCAAUGCCCCCUGUUGCUACAUCACCACUGCUGCUAGCGUCCACAGUACAUCCCUCUGAGUGUGAACUCCCAACGUUACACACACACACACAGAGCCAUGUGAUUUCUCGUAUAACUUCUGAUGAAUGAUUAACAGCACAUUUUUUGCUUUCUGAUAAAAGUAUAAAUGGGUGUGUUUGAGUAAAGAGGGGGUGCAGUGGCGCAGUGGGUUGGACUGGGUCCUGCUCUCUGGUGGGUCUGGGGUUCAAGUCCCACUUGGGGUGCCUUGCA